Messenger RNA from Aspergillus ochraceoroseus IBT 24754, 1730 nucleotides. Its product is annotated as GDP-Man:Man(1)GlcNAc(2)-PP-dolichol alpha-1,3-mannosyltransferase. Gene Ontology annotation, molecular function: alpha-1,3-mannosyltransferase activity; GDP-Man:Man(1)GlcNAc(2)-PP-Dol alpha-1,3-mannosyltransferase activity. Lineage: Eukaryota; Fungi; Ascomycota; Eurotiomycetes; Eurotiales; Aspergillaceae. Bases 78 to 1616 code for a protein of 512 amino acids. The record is from RefSeq and is a predicted model, not a curated record. The transcript is spliced from 2 exons.
AGAACAAGUUGAACCUCCCCCCCCCCAAAAGAAAGCCAACAGAAAGAGGGAGGGAAAGAAAAGAUAAAGAGCUCGCCAUGCCGAGCCCAACCGCAGCGCCUCGCAGACAGCCGGCCAAUAUCACAAUCAUCCACCCCGACCUGGGCAUCGGCGGCGCAGAACGGCUAAUCAUUGACGUUGCGCUUGCGCUGCAGAAGAACGGACACAGCGUCACGAUCUACACGUCGCACCGGGACGAGGCGCAUUGCUUUGAAGAAGCGCGGGACGGAACGCUGGAUGUGAGAGUUCGCGGCCACACGGUGUUUCCUGCGCAUGUGGGCGGGCGGUUGUUUGUGCUCAUGGCGAUUCUGAGACAGCUGCAUCUUGGGUGGGAGCUUUUGGGGGAUUUAGCUGGGAAGACUGGGGGUGCAAAGGCCAAUGGUAGUGAGGGUGAGGGUGAGGGUGAGGGUGAGGAUGGGGAUCGAGAUGAGAUCUUCAUCGUGGAUCAGGUUCCGGCUUGUGUGCCUUUCUUGAAGGCUUUCGGGCCGCGGAUGCAGCAGCAGCAGCAGCAGCAGAAACAAAAACCAGGGAAAGGAAAGCAGCGGAUUCUGUUUUAUUGCCAUUUUCCGGAUCAGUUGCUUGCGCGGCGCGACGAGGGCGGCUCGCUGUUGAUGUUGGCCAAGUCGCUUUAUCGCUUUCCGUUUGAUUGGUUUGAAGGGUGGGCGAUGAGUGCUGCGGACAAAGUUGUGGCGAACUCGCGGUUCACGAGGGGGGUUGUGCGGGAGGUCUUUGGGAGUGGGGAAUUGGGGGACGUGAGUGUUGUUUAUCCUUGCGUGGAUGUUGGUGCUCCGUUGGGAAGUGAGAAGACGAGGUCAUCAUCUAGUCACAAGGAGGGCAGGCUCUGGGCCGGGAAGAAGAUUAUCUUGAGCGUGAAUCGGUUCGAGAGAAAGAAAGAUCUUGCGCUUGCCAUCCGAGCGUAUUAUGGUCUUGGGAAGGGAAAACGGAAAGGGACCAGGCUGGUUAUUGCCGGGGGCUACGAUAAUCGAGUCCAGGAGAACGUCCAGUACCAUAAAGAGCUGGAUGAACUGGCGACUGGGCUUGGGCUGCAGACUGCGACGUCCAAGACCGUGGUAUCGGCGCUCUCCGUCCCAGAUUCGAUAGAUGUUCUGUUCCUCCCGUCUGUACCUACAGCGUUCCGAGACACGCUGCUCUCGCAAGCCAAACUUCUCCUUUACACACCCAUCAACGAGCAUUUCGGUAUAGUUCCCGUUGAGGCAAUGCGCGCGGGUAUCCCGGUUCUGGCCUCCAACACUGGCGGCCCGUUGGAGACAAUCGUCGAAGGCGAAACGGGCUGGCUCCGCGACGCAAAGGUCGAUGCUGAUUGGACGGCUGUCAUUAGAAAGGUACUCUAUGAGAUGGACCAGGAAGAGCUGGACCGCAUGUCAGCGCUCGCGAAGAAGCGGGUAGAAAGCGAAUUCUCUCUUACGGCCAUGGGCGAGAAACUGGAGCACGAAAUCUCAGAUAUGCUUGGCCGUGAGCGACGCCAGUUCAACGGAUUCCAGCAGAUCCUCGUCUUCUUGGCCGUGUCUGGGAUAGCGCUUUCUGUGAUUUUCGUGAUAGUCCUGCGGAUGAUUUAAUGUACAUACUAAACCUAAUAAUACCCAUGUUAUGGACGUUCUCCGCCUUCCUUUCUAGAAAACGAGGAGGGGAUCCAUGAUAUCCUAGAGGAAGGAAGAGUCGACUUUGACAAG